AUAUUACGCAAUGUUUAGCGAUAAACAAGAAAGUCGUAACUCAUUACUCAAUUACUCAUAAAUAAUAAAUAAAGUUUACGUAAUAAAAAAGAAAUUAAAAAUAAUGUAUUUUUGUAAUGUCGUGUACAUUACGUGUCGAGUAGAAAUAAAUUCAUAAAUAAGCUACAAACUACAAAGUCACUAGAUUUAAACUUCAAGGUAAUCUGGCACAAGCCAUUAAGUCAAUCAGUGUUGUUAUUGUUGGUCAGUAAACUACAUUGCUGUGUAUUUCAAAUUUUUGUUGUACUCAGACAUCUUAACAAAAAUGAUUACUGUAAAUCAAGUAUUGCGUAAUGUGUGCCGUAAUUCUAGAUGUAUUAUUGCAAAUAGAAAGUAUAGUGAACAAUCUCAAGAGACACCCUUCUGUCUUGAAUUAUCUGAUACACAAAAGGAAUUUCGUGACUUAGCAAGGAAAUUUGCUCGAGAAGAAAUUAUACCUGUUGCUGCUGAAUAUGAUAGGACUGGCCAGUAUCCAUGGGAUAUAAUUAAAAAAGCACACUCAGUUGGACUUCUCAAUGGUCAUAUUCCUGAACAUUGUGGUAAUUUUUAUAACUAAAUAUUCUAAAUACGACUUACUUAUUACUUAGUACUUAAUGUUUAAACUGAAAACAGCACCUUAUCGUCCUUAUCAAAUAGUUAAUAAGUUAAUAUUAAACACACUAUAAAGCUGUACAA
This is a messenger RNA of Diuraphis noxia (Russian wheat aphid), 714 nucleotides long. RefSeq names its product Medium-chain acyl-CoA dehydrogenase (gene Mcad). Gene Ontology annotation, molecular function: medium-chain fatty acyl-CoA dehydrogenase activity; flavin adenine dinucleotide binding. Lineage: Eukaryota; Metazoa; Arthropoda; Insecta; Hemiptera; Aphididae. Gene Ontology annotation, biological process: medium-chain fatty acid catabolic process. Gene Ontology annotation, cellular component: cytoplasm; mitochondrion. The record is from RefSeq and is a predicted model, not a curated record.